CUUCCCAACCAAAAGACAGGCAAGCACUGUCUACUUUUCUUUUCUCAGCUUUCUCCUUUCCUUAAAGUACAUGUCUCUAUUUCCUUCUGUUGUCUACUCCAGAAAAUCUAUGUUGUUGUAGGGUGUGUUAUUCAGUUUCCUUCUCAUGUAAUUCCACUUGCUCCAUGCUUACUCCACUCAGGAUUCCCUUACCAUGAAAACACUUUUAUAUGGUAAAGGCUCCCUCAAAUGCGUGCCAAGUACUAUUCCAAUGUGAUUCACUUCAUUCGUGCAUGGUUCUUCUAGGAGGAAUCCACAUGUUUCUCUGAGGGUGGCAUGUCAUGCACUUGCACACAAGUUCUAAAAAACGGUUAAAGAUUGGAAUUUCAGCCACAAGGUUAAGGUAUUUGGACACCCCACGUUCGCAUUUGCCACCUUUGUCUGCACUUUAAAACCUUGAACAGAACAUACAAGAUAGGAUCACCACCAUGCCAUUUGGUUUAGUCUCAGCAUGGAACAAGCGUCGAAGAAGCAAAUCUCAAGAUCAUUCAGACCCUUGGAUUUAUAAACCUGCAGAGUUUUGGCAGCUUGAAGAUCAUAUACCACAACCAACAAAAAGGAGGCACAGAUCAUGUGUUUUCACACUCAAGGAGAUGGACGAGGCAACAUGUUCAUUCAGUGAUGAUAAUCUGCUUGGAAAAGGAGGAUUUGGCAGGGUCUACAGAGGCAAUUUGAAGUCAGGAGAGGUUGUAGCAAUAAAAAAAAUGGAGCUUGCAGCAAUGAAAGCAGCAGAGGGGGAGCGAGAAUUCCGUGUAGAGGUUGACAUAUUAAGCAGACUUGACCACCCAAAUCUUGUUUCUCUGAUAGGAUACUGUGCUGAUGGGAAGCACAGGUUCCUAGUUUAUGAAUAUAUGCACAAUGGGAACCUGCAAGAUCAUUUGAAUGGAAUUGGAGAAAGAAAAAUGGAUUGGCCUCUGAGACUCAAAGUGGCAUUGGGAGCUGCAAAAGGGCUUGCUUAUCUUCAUUCAAGUUCUUGUCUUGGAAUUCCUAUCGUUCAUAGAGAUUUCAAAUCCACCAAUGUUCUUUUAGAUGCCAAUUUUGAACCAAAGAUUUCUGAUUUUGGGCUUGCCAAGUUGAUGCCAGAAGGACAAGAGACACAUGUGACAGCCAAAGUACUUGGUACCUUUGGUUAUUUUGAUCCUGAGUAUACAUCGACAGGAAAACUAACAGUACAAAGUGAUGUGUAUGCUUUUGGGGUUGUUCUUCUUGAGCUUCUCACAGGACGUCCAGCUUUAGAUCUAAACCAGGGUCCAAAUGAUCAAAACCUAGUACUACAGGUGAGGCACUUACUGAAAGAGAGAAAGAAGCUUCGUAAGGUGAUAGAUGCAGAGAUGGCUCGAAAUUCUUACACCAUUGAGUCUAUAUUCAUGCUUGCAAAUCUGGCUUCACGAUGUGUCCAUGCGGAGAGUAAUGAGAGACCUUCAAUGGUAGAUUGUGUCAAAGAAAUCCAAAUGAUUAUCCAUACCAAUUCAAAGGGCUUGGGAAUGGUUAGGCAUAGCUUCAGAAUGGUCUAAUCUGUUCAAAUCGUAUCAUAUCAAUCAUAAAGUUCUUCAAUUCAUGUUAAGAACUCAGAUUAAAAUGAUUUAGCAUCAUUGAUUAAGUAUUGGCAUGAUUCUUAGUGAUAAUGCCUUUGGGUUAUUUGGAUGAUCAAUCCGUGGCUGACAACGUUAACAUGAACAAACCACUUCACUUGAAAA
Messenger RNA from Vigna unguiculata (cowpea), 1736 nucleotides. RefSeq names its product putative serine/threonine-protein kinase PBL28. Gene Ontology annotation, molecular function: ATP binding; protein kinase activity. NCBI's taxonomy places the organism in Eukaryota, Viridiplantae, Streptophyta, Magnoliopsida, Fabales, Fabaceae. Gene Ontology annotation, biological process: protein phosphorylation. The record is from RefSeq and is a predicted model, not a curated record.